CUGACCAUCGGUUUUUCCAUGGGGCCUUUCCUGCUCGCAUGGUAGAGGUUCACCAGUUCGUUGUCACGAGUUCGUUUGCUGGCCAUUCGGCUCGCUGACAGGGCGACUCGUCUAAAGCCUGGCCGACUGCCUCCGCUGGUGGUGUAUACUCUAGACUCUGGAGCUUCUUCUGCUUUCGCCGAAACGGUCUGUUUUGGUUUUGCUAGAGGAUCUUCUUUCCCUCCUAAAGCAAAUCACAGGGUCAGAAGUUGAGAUUCCUAAACCAGAUCGCAGGGAUCUAGGCCAGAUCCUAACCCCUACGACCAGAGCGCGAGCGUUCAUUGGAGCAUUAACUCAUUGCUUGCCUCUCGCUUCUGCCCUGAACGUUCAGCAUCUAAAGUAGACCCGAUCCGAUCCGAUCUGAUCUGAUCGGGAUCGAUCCGCUCGAAUCUGCCAGCCAUGGUGAUCAGAAGCUCUAUUCGUCGGCUAGCCCAAUCAGCGGCUGCCGUGUCAGCCACGAGAUCCGGUAGAUCUGGAACCGCUACUGUGCUCGCCGCAUCCGCCGCUUCCGUUGCCGCGAUCGCAGCCGUAGAUUCGCGCGUCGCAAGAUCUGACGACUCCGCGGAUCCCGCGGAUCACCAGCACUUGGGCACAGUGGCUUCCGCUGGGUCGUUCUGGGGGAACAUGCUGGGCAUCCGCGGGGGGGCUGGCGGGGCUGGCGGAGAGCACUCCGCGGAUCAUCCCCCCGCGCCCGCUCCUGCCCCCGCGACCCUUCCGCCCGGUGGAUCUGGCGCGGAUGCGGGGAAGGGAGGUGCGGGGGAGGCUGCACAGCGGCAGAGGAAUGAUAACCCAAACCCGCGGACGACGGCGGCGGGAUUUGAUCCCGAGGCCCUGGAGCGCGGCGCCAAGGCUCUGAGGGAGAUUAACAAGUCCGCUAGCGCGAAGCAGGUGUUCGAGCUGAUGCGCAAGCAGGAGGAUGUGCGCCUGGCGGAGGAGAAAUCCCGCAUGGCGGAGCUGGAGGUGCACCGGCAGCAGCAGGAGACGGCGCGGCAGAAGCUGAUGUACGAGGAGCAGCAGAAGCUGGUUCAGCAGCAGGCGCAGACCAAGGCGCAGCUGGCUCGUUAUGAGGAUGAAUUGGCACGGAAAAGGAUGCAGGCGGAGCACGAGGCGCAGCGAGCGCGGAACGCGGAGCUGGUAAAGAUGCAGGAGGAGUCAAGCGUGAGGCAGGAGCAGAUCCGACGGGCCACAGAGGAAGAGAUCCAGCAGCAGAAGCGGCAGACAGAGCUGGAGAUGGCAGCCAUCGAGCGAGAAACGUUGAAGCAGAAGGCGCUGGCAGAGGCAGAGGCCCGGGCGCACGAGGCGAGGCUCAGCGAGGACGUGAACAGGCGGCUGCUGCUGGAGAAGAGUAAAGCGGAGACGGAGAAGUGGAUCAGCGCUAUCAACACGACCUUUGGACACAUUGGGGGUGGCAUCAGAGCGCUUCUGACGGAUCAGAACAAGAUGGUUGUGACGGUGGCUGGAGUCACUGCGCUGGCAGCUGGCAUCUACACCACCAGGGAGGGUGCCCGUGUGGUGUGGCACUACAUCGACCGCCUCUUGGGCCAGCCGUCUCUCGUUAGGGAGUCCUCCAGAGGGCCAUACCCCUGGUCCCGGGGGCUGAGGCGCCUGUCCUCUGCGCUCGCUGCUCCCUUCUCCCGUGUUCCUAAUGCUGCUGCUGGCGCCACAGCAACAGGAGCAGCAACAGCAGAAGCCGCAGCAGCAGGAGCAGGGGGGGCAGCAGCAUCAGCGCUUAUGAAAUCCGGCAGAGGCUUUGGCGAUGUGAUUCUGCACCCGUCGCUGCACCACCGCAUUCGGCAGCUGGCUGCUGCCACCGCCAACACCAAGAAGCAUGGAGCCCCGUUCCGAAACAUGCUCUUCUUUGGCCCUCCUGGGACCGGCAAAACCAUGGCUGCCAAAGAGCUUGCCAGGCAAUCGGGUCUGGACUAUGCUCUCAUGACAGGAGGAGACGUGGCCCCCUUAGGCCCGCAAGCAGUGACGAAGAUCCACCAGAUGUUUGACUGGGCGGCACACACCCAGCGCGGGCUGCUGCUGUUCAUCGACGAGGCGGACGCCUUUCUCUGCGAGCGCAACAAGAUCACCAUGUCUGAAGCGCAGCGAUCCGCCCUCAACGCCAUGCUCUUCCGCACGGGCGACCAAUCGCGCGACAUCGUGCUCGUACUCGCUACAAACAGACCCGAGGAUCUGGACAGCGCAGUCACCGACCGAAUCGAUGAAAUGAUGGAGUUUCCGUUACCCAGGGAAGAAGAACGGUUCCGCCUGCUCCAGCUGUACCUCCACCGCUACGUGACGAACUCGGGCGACGGCAGGAAGUGGUGGAAGCGCGGGGGAGGGGGGAUCGCUGGAAUUUUCCGGAAGCAGGAGCAGAUUGAGGUGAAGGGGGUGUCAGAGGAUGUGCUGAGGGACGCUGCAAGGAAGAUGGAAGGGUUUUCGGGGCGUGAAAUUGCCAAGUUUAUGGCGAGUGUGCGCGGCGCAGUGUACGGGAGCAAGGAGAGUGUGCUGGACGCGCGGCUGUUCCUGGAGGUGGUGGACUAUAAGGUGGCUGAGCACCAGCAGAGGCGGGAGCUGGCUGCAGGGAAGGGCAGGGAAGGAGAGGAGGGUGAAGGGAGUGGUGCAGAGGAAAAGCAACACACACAUUAGUGAGUGUGUUAGUGAAGGGAACGUGGAAAGGAACGAGGAGGGCAGUUGUGUGGAGGAGCAACUAGCAUAGCCACGGGCGGGAUGAUGGAAAUGUGGUUCUGGAACGCUUUGGAAAUUGACAUGCCAUGCAUGACCUUACUGCAAUGUCAUCAGCAGAUUUAUCAGUUGAACACCUAAGUGGUGUUUGGUACUUGAUCUGUGCUGGAUCAAUUGAUUCUACAUUGAACUAGUGCAUUGCAUUGCACUUCAUUUGUGGGCAUGAUGUUUGUUUAGUGGGACCUUGUAGUAGUUGACC
Molecule: messenger RNA, 2971 nt
Organism: Closterium sp. NIES-67
Lineage: Eukaryota; Viridiplantae; Streptophyta; Zygnematophyceae; Desmidiales; Closteriaceae
Source: the annotation of a GenBank genome assembly